Entamoeba nuttalli P19 is the source of this 1923-nucleotide messenger RNA. RefSeq names its product ser/thr protein phosphatase family protein. The coding region runs from base 1 to 1923 and encodes 640 amino acids. Gene Ontology annotation, molecular function: hydrolase activity. NCBI's taxonomy places the organism in Eukaryota, Evosea, Mastigamoebida, Endamoebidae. The record is from RefSeq and is a predicted model, not a curated record. The transcript has a single exon.
AUGAAACGUUUCGAAUCUAUCUUUAUGAUUAUCGAUGUUAUUUUGUUUAUUAUUGUUUGGAUAACGUUGUUUGGUAUUAUUCUUUAUGUGUUUUAUCCAGCUCUCCCACCUGAAAUUUAUCCAACCCCAACAAUAGUAAAACAAUCCAACACUUUUUUUACAAUAGUUCAAGUUUCAGACCCUCACUUUUCUAAAUGGUGGAUUAGUCAUGCAAUUAAAAGGAUGAAUAAAUUUUGUAGUUCAACCUUAAAGAAAACAAAACCUGAACUUGUUGUUGUUACUGGAGAUAUCACGAAAGGUCAAAAAAUUGCUGCUACAAACUAUCCAAUGCAACACCGAGAAGAGUGGGAAGGUUAUAGAACUAGAGUAGACAAUGUAUGUAAAAGAUAUUUUUGUAAUAGUAAUAAUUUUAAUCAAUCAGAAAAUGAGCCAUUAAAUGGAGUACCUAAAUGUCUUUCUGAUCAUUGGAUUGAUAUUCGUGGAAAUCAUGACAGUGAUGGAAUGAUAUAUGGUGUUGAAGAAAAAAACUAUGCUAAAGAUUAUCUAAUUUCUGGAGAUCAAAAAUUGAUUGUCCGGGAUAUUACUAAAGAUAACCAAACUAUUAGAGUUAUUUUAAUCGAUAUGUUUCAAGAAACUUCUUUACCUGUUGAUGGAGAAGGAAUAGUCAAUAUUUCAUUAUAUAAUAUAUUAAAACAAAAACUAACUGAACGAAAAACAACUCAUACAAUCCUUGCUGGACAUUACCCAAUUAAUUCAGUUGUUGUUGAAGAAAAUGAUACUCUACUUAAUUGUCUUAGAAAAGACUUCAAUGAUAAUCUUCCUUUUUCGAUGUAUUGGAGUGGUCAUUAUCAUCAAAAAAAUUUACAUGUUUAUCAUAAAGGUGGGAUUAGAGAAGUUGAAUGUCCAACUAUGGAAAAUAAUGUUGUUCAUAUCUAUGUAUUUAAGGAUGGAUUUAUUUAUGACAAAGAUUUAUAUAUUUACAAAGAUACAGUUUUAUUAUUAAAACCUACAGCACAAAAGUAUUAUAAUCAUAAUUCUGCAUUUGAAACACUUGAGUCUUAUUCUAAGUUUGAAGGAAUUGUUUUUUCAUUACAAAAAGUAAAACUUGUUAAAUUGUAUAUUAAUGGAGAAGAAUAUUGUCAAAUGGAUCAAAAUGAUAAAGAUAUUCGUUUAUAUCAAUGUGAUGCUCAAGAAUAUUACUUAACUCAUCAAAAAAUUUAUAAAGCAAAACUUCUUGUUUUAUUUGAAGAUGACUCUAUUCAAGAAGAUGAACAAGAAAUGAAAGAAACAUUUAAUCACAGAAAAUAUAUUUUGACUCUUUCUUUUUUUAUUCUUACAAAUAUUGUCUUACUUUUUAUAGAAAUCAGAUUAGUGGUAUGUUGUAUAAUUGCUGGAUUAUUGUUUAGAUUCAAGCCAUUAAUUUAUUUGACUCGGUUUGUUCCAUUCACAUUCAUUCGAAAGUAUAGAAAGAUGCCACUUUCUUAUUUGUUAUUAUUUAUUGGUAUUUUAUUGUAUAUACACUCUGGCUAUAUUGUAAUUGGAGACAUAGGAAUGGGAGAACCUGUUUACAUAACUUUUAAAACCGUUCUUGUUGGACCUCGUUCAGCCCAUUUCCAUUCAACAAGAAUUGCCAUCAUUUGUUUCUUAAUUAUAUUAACAUGGUAUUGUUGUUAUGGAGUUGCUUUGUAUAAUAUGCAAUGUCAAACCCAAGCAAAUAUGUGUUUUGGAGUUCUUGCUUUCCUCCUUGGAGUUUUCACAAGAAUGGCUUUAUUUACUACUGCUGUUUCUUUAAUCUUUACAAGCCCUUUUACAUACAUUAUGCUUUUGAAUAUAGGUAUUCUUGUUCACAGCAAGUAUGGUUAUUCAGUAGAUUUAAAACUUAAAAAAUCAACUCUAUCUCAAAAAGUGCUCAUUAUUUAUUAA